UACCUUCCUGGCAUUAAUCUGAGUUCAGCUUUUUCACUAUGGUGGAUCCCAGUGUCAAUGAAUCCAGCGCUACAUAUUUCAUCCUAAUAGGCCUCCCUGGUUUGGAGAGAGCUCAGUUUUGGCUGGCUUUCCCACUCUGCUCCUUGUAUCUUAUUGCUGUGUUUGGUAACUUGACCAUCAUUUACAUUGUGAGAACUGAGCACAGCUUACACGAGCCGAUGUAUAUUUUCCUUUGUAUGUUGUCCGGCCUUGAUAUACUCAUCUCCACCUCAUCAAUGCCCAAAAUGAUGGCCAUCUUCUGGUUCAAUUCCACUACUAUCCAGUUUGAUGCUUGUCUGAUCCAGAUGUUUGCCAUCCAUUCCCUAUCUGGCAUGGAGUCUACAGUGCUGCUGGCCAUGGCCUUUGACCGCUAUGUGGCCAUCUGCCACCCACUACGUCAUGCCACUGUGCUCACGUUACCUCGCGUUGCCAAGAUUGGCAUGGCUGCUGUUGUACGGGGAGCUGCGCUCAUGGCACCCCUGCCUGUCUUCAUCAAACGUCUUCCUUUCUGCCGCUCCAAUAUCCUCUCCCAUUCCUAUUGCCUACACCAAGAUGUCAUGAAGCUCGCCUGUGCUGACAUUCGUGUCAAUAUCAUAUAUGGCCUUAUUGUCAUCAUCUCCGCCAUUGGCCUGGAUUCACUUCUCAUCUCCUUCUCAUAUCUGCUUAUCCUCAAGACUGUGUUGGGGUUGACACGUGAAGCCCAGGCAAAGGCAUUUGGAACUUGUGUCUCUCAUGUAUGUGCAGUUUUCAUAUUUUAUGUACCCUUCAUUGGAUUGUCCAUGGUGCACCGCUUUGGCAAACGACAUGACUCCCUCCUGCCUAUCAUCAUGGCCAACAUCUACCUGCUUGUUCCUCCAGUUCUCAAUCCUAUCGUUUAUGGAGUGAAGACAAAGGUGAUCCGGCAGCGCAUCCUUCAACUUUUCCACGUGACCAUUCAGACUUCAGACCCCUAAAUGCCAGGGCUCCAAUUUAUUUUCCAUGUAAAAUUCACAUUUUAAUACCAGCAUUUUGGAUGACAAUAUUUAUAAAA
Molecule: messenger RNA, 1069 nt
Organism: Elephantulus edwardii (Cape elephant shrew)
Lineage: Eukaryota; Metazoa; Chordata; Mammalia; Macroscelidea; Macroscelididae
Product: olfactory receptor 51E1-like
Exons: 1
Coding region: 39-992 (317 amino acids)
Biological process (GO): G protein-coupled receptor signaling pathway
Cellular component (GO): membrane
Molecular function (GO): olfactory receptor activity; G protein-coupled receptor activity
Source: RefSeq, a predicted model, not a curated record